AAGCUACGCAAUCAACAAGAGCUCGAGCGGCUCCAGGCCAAAUACGUCGGCACCGGGCAUCCCGACACGACGAGCUGGGAGUGGAAGACGAAUAUCCAUCGCGACACUUUCUCGAGUAUCGCGGGACACCCGCCGCUCUUGUCGUACAUCGCACUGGCCGAGAACGAGCCGGGCGCCAAGGUGCGCGUCCAGAUGAUUCGGAAAAUGCUACAGCCAGUUGGGCCUCCUCCACCUCGAGAAGAGGACAUGUUUGUCGCACCGCGACAGGACGGGUCAUGA
Messenger RNA from Thermothelomyces thermophilus ATCC 42464, 279 nucleotides. RefSeq lists its product as uncharacterized. Gene Ontology annotation, cellular component: precatalytic spliceosome; U2 snRNP. The record is from RefSeq and is a predicted model, not a curated record. NCBI's taxonomy places the organism in Eukaryota, Fungi, Ascomycota, Sordariomycetes, Sordariales, Chaetomiaceae. The transcript is spliced from 2 exons. The annotation marks the transcript as partial. Gene Ontology annotation, biological process: mRNA splicing, via spliceosome.